AUGUCUUCAGCCGUAUCAUUUACAGAUAAAGAUCUAGACAUUGAAUAUAAUAUAGAGGAAGUACCUCAAAAACCAGUGAAAAGAUUAUUUACACCAUUCUUAUCCAAGACAGUCCCUCCAAUACCUCAAGAAUCAGAUAGGAAACCAUUCCCAUUAUAUCACUCAAAUUUUAUUUCAAAAGGUUUAUUUCUUUGGUUAUUACCAUUAUUGAAAAAUGGAUAUAAAAGAACUUUACAACAACAAGAUUUAUGGAAAUUAGAUGAACAUACUUCAAUUGAUUAUGUUUAUUCUAAAUAUAAAUUCCAUUUUGAAGAAAUUAUAACUAAACAUCAAUUGAAAAAUCCAAAUUCUAAAGAAAUUCCAAGAUUUGCAUUAGUUAUUGCAUUAUUGAAAACUUUCCAAUGGGAAUAUACAGUCUCUUUAAUUGUUAGAAUAAUUGCAAAUGCAUUGGGAGCAUUUUCUCCAAUAGUUUCUAAAGAAUUAAUUAAAUUUAUUGAAAGAAAAGCACUUUUCCCCAAUACUAAAAUGAAUGAUGGUAUAGGUUAUUCUAUUGGAUUAACAUUAAUGUUAAUGCUUUCAUCUAUUAUAAUGAAUCAAUCAUUUGAAUAUUCAAAAUUAGUUGGUGGUCAUGCAAGAACAAUUUUAACAAAAGCAUUAUUAGAACAUUCAUUUAUUGCUAAUGCAGAAACAAGAUAUCAUUAUCCACCUUCCAAAAUUAUUUCAUUUAUGAGUGCAGAUUUAUCAAGAAUUGAUUUAGCAUUUGGUAUUUUCCCCAUUGCAUUGGCAUUCCCUGUACCUAUUAUUAUUGGUGUUGUACUUUUAAUUGUUAAUUUAGGUGUUGUUGCAUUAGUUGGGAUAGCUAUUUUCCUUGUUAUUUUAUUUAUAAUGACUAUACCUUCAAAAAGUAUGGUUGCUUAUAGAAUUAAAGCAAAUGUUUUCACAGAUGAAAGAGUUGGUAUAAUGAGAGAAGUUUUACAAUCAAUGAAAAUUAUUAAAUUUUAUUCAUGGGAAGAUGCAUAUGAAAAAUCAAUUACUUUAGUUAGAGAUAAAGAAUCAUCUUAUGUUUUUAAAUUUCAAAUGACUUUAAAUAUAUUAAUGACCAUUGCAUUCAAUUCUUCAUCAAUAACAUCAAUGGGUGCAUUCUUGGUACUUUAUGCAAUUGGGAACCAUGGUAACCCAGCAAAUAUCUUUGCAUCAUUAACUUUAUUCACUGUGUUGGCUAUCCAGGUUACAAAUUUCCCAUUAGUUUUAUCAUUAUGUGCUGAUGGUCUUACUGCAGUUGAUAGAUUAACUAAAUUUUUCCAAUCACCAGUUGAAAAAUCAAGAGAAGAGGAUUUUUAUAAUAAUGAAUUAAUUACAAAUGAAUCAAAUGAUGUUGUUAAAAUUAUUGAUGGUGAAUUUGAAUGGACUCAAUUUGAAGAAUUAAAAGAAGAUGAAACUCCAAAAAUUGUAUGGUAUAAGAAAUUAUUAGGCAAGAAGCAAAUCAAUCAAGAACAAAAAACUGUGGAAAAACACCAAGAUGAACAAACAAUUGAAAAAACUUCUGUUAAUACAAAUAAAUUACAUGGAAUUAAUUUAACAAUUUCUAAAGGUGAAUUCAUUGUGAUUACAGGUUCAGUUGGUUCAGGUAAAUCAUCAUUAUUAUCUGCAAUUUCCUCAUUCAUGACUAAAACCCAAGGUACAGUAUCAAUUAAAGGAUCACAUUUACUUUGUGGAGAACCAUGGAUUCAAAACACAACAGUUAAAGAAAACAUUUUAUUUGGUGAAGAAUAUGAUCUUGUUAAAUAUAAUAAAGUUGUUGAUGUAUGUGCAUUAACUUCAGAUUUUAAGGCAUUACCAGCUGGUGAUUUAACUGAAAUUGGUGAAAGAGGUGUUACAUUAUCUGGUGGACAAAAAGCUCGUAUAAAUUUAGCAAGGGCUAUAUAUACAAAUAGAGAUGUUUAUUUAUUUGAUGAUAUCUUAAGUGCAGUUGAUGCAAAUGUUGGUAAACAUAUUAUAGAUAAUUGCUUGUUAGGUUAUAUUAAAGACAAGACAAGAAUUUUAGCAUCACAUCAAUUAUCAUUAAUAAAUAAAGCUGAUCGUGUUGUGUUUUUGAAAGGGGAUGGUACUAUUGAUAUAGGUACUGAAAGUGAAUUAAGAUUGAAAAACCCACAAUUUGUUACAUUAAUGGAAUUUAAUAAAGAACGUGAAACUGAAGCUAAACUUGGUAUAGAUCCAAAUGAUCAAAUAACCAAAGUUACAAGUAUUGAAGAUAGGAAACCCCAAACAGAUGGUGUAUUAGGUUCAGAAGAAGAACGUGUUUAUAAUAGUAUACCAUUAAUAAUUUACAAACAAUAUGUUUUAGCAGGUCAAGGUAUAUUAAAAUUUACAGCAGUUCCGAUAACAAUUUUAAGUAUUGCAAUUGCAGUUUUUUCAACAUUAUUUGCAAAUGUUUGGCUUUCAUUUUGGGUUUCCCGGAAAUUUUCCUCAUUAACUAAUGGAUCAUAUAUUGGUAUUUAUAUUGGAUUAACCAUAUUUAGUGUUUUCGCAAAUGCUCUGGAACUUUUCAUUAUGGGGUAUAUAUUUGUUGAAGCUUCUAAAAUUUUAAAUUUAAAAGCUGUGAAGAGAAUUUUACAUACCCCUAUGCAAUUUAUAGAUACAACUCCAAUUGGUCGUAUAUUGAAUAGAUUUUCCAAAGAUACUAAUUCAUUAGAUAAUGAAAUUGGUCAACAAUUAAAACUUUUCCUACAUUUCUUAGGUUAUAUUAUGGGUAUUAUAAUAUUGGCAAUAAUUUAUUUACCAUGGUUUGCAAUUGCAGUACCAUUUUUAGCAAUUUUUUUCAUUGGUAUAACAAAUUUUUAUCAAGCAUCAGCAAGAGAAGUUAAAAGAUUAGAAGCUAUUAAUAGAUCAUUUGUUUAUAAUAAUUUUAAUGAAGUUACAAAUGGUUUAAAUACUAUAAAGGCAUAUGGAGCACAGGAGAGAUUUAUCCGAAAAAAUGAUAAAUUUGUUGAUGGAUUAAAUGAAGUUUAUUUUGUUGUUUUAUCAAAUCAAAGAUGGAUAAGUGUUGCAUUAGAUUGUUUAGCUGGGGGAUUAGUUUUCAUUGUUUCUAUUCUUUCAGUAACUGGUCAAUUCAAUAUUAAUGCAUCAUCUGUUGGAUUACUAACUUACUAUAUGGUUGAUUUAUCAGCUGUUUUAUCAGCUUUAUUAGUUGCAUAUGCUGAAGUUGAAAAUGAAAUGAACUCAGUGGAAAGAGUUUGUCAUUAUGCAAAUAAUUUGGAACAAGAAUCUGCUUAUAGAACUUUGGAUUAUCAACCAAGACCAACAUGGCCAGAACAAGGUUCCAUAGAAUUUAAAAAUUUAUCUUUUAAAUAUCGUGAUGAUUUACCAUUAAUAUUGAAAAAUUUAUCAUUUAAUGUUGAGAAAGGUGAAAAAAUUGGUAUUUGUGGUAGAACAGGUGCAGGUAAAAGUUCAUUGAUGGUUGCACUGUAUAGAAUUGCAGAAUUUUCAGAAGGUCAAGUAUUUAUUGAUGGUGUUGAUAUAAGUAAAUUAGGGAUACAUGAUUUAAGAUCAAAAUUAUCAAUUAUUCCACAAGAUCCUGUUUUGUUCCAAGGUAAUAUAAGGAAAAAUUUAGAUCCAUUUAAUGAAAGUACAGAAUCUGAAUUAUGGGAUGCUUUAAGAAGAAGUGGAUUAAUAACAUUUGAUGAAAUGAUUAAAUUAAAGGAUGAAAAUGAAAAUGAAUAUAGUAAAUUUCAUUUAAAUAGUGUUGUUGAAGAUGAAGGUUCAAAUUUUUCAUUAGGAGAACGUCAAUUAUUAGCAUUAGCCAGGGCAUUGGUUCGUCGUUCCAAAAUUUUAAUUAUGGAUGAAGCCACAUCAAGUGUUGAUUAUAAAACUGAUUCAUUAGUUCAAGAAACGAUUGCAAGGGAAUUCAGUGAUUGUACCAUUUUAUGUAUUGCUCAUAGAUUGAAAACCAUUAUUAGAUAUGAUAAGAUUUUAGUUUUGGAGAAAGGUGAAUUGGAAGAAUUUGAUAAGCCAUUAAAACUUUUCCAAAAACGUGGUAUUUUCAGAGAAAUGUGUGAAGCUUCUAAUUUAAAUUAUAAUGAUUUUGUAUAG
This is a messenger RNA of Hansenula ciferrii, 4089 nucleotides long. RefSeq lists its product as uncharacterized. The record is from RefSeq and is a predicted model, not a curated record. The coding region runs from base 1 to 4089 and encodes 1362 amino acids. NCBI's taxonomy places the organism in Eukaryota, Fungi, Ascomycota, Saccharomycetes, Phaffomycetales, Wickerhamomycetaceae. Gene Ontology annotation, biological process: transmembrane transport. Gene Ontology annotation, molecular function: ABC-type xenobiotic transporter activity; ATP hydrolysis activity; ATP binding. Gene Ontology annotation, cellular component: plasma membrane. The transcript has a single exon.